CAGGUCCUGAAGCCCUAUGACAGAUUCAUCCACACCCACCUGCGCUUCUAUGGCUACUUCCGAGACCAGAAGACGGGCAGGGAAGAGACUGCCAUGUCCCCGGGGGACCCCUCCGGGCAGCAUCCCAAGGCAUCUACCGUGGGCAACACCGGCCCUGGCUGGCAGCGAGGUCCUGGGCACAAGCCAAACCCCCCCAGGGUGGUGGAGCAGAUCCCCCACCAGGGCAGGCCGGCCCCCUCAACACAGCCUCAGAGGUCUCCACGAAAAUCACAGGCUCUGUUCUCCCUCCCUGCUCCCCGCUGGCCUGUGGAGUGUGAAGUCAUCCAGGAGACAAUUGAGCACAUCGAGUGGGUCCCCCCUGAACCAGAGCCCUUCUGCCCACCCAUGGGCCUGGAGCAGGCCCCAGACACCCUCGGCGAGGAGCAGGGCACCAUUGUCUACCAUACCAGCCCAGUGCUCCAAGGCUCCUGCUUUACCUGUGCUCGGGCUGGGGGGGCCCCAGGGCCCCUCUCCUCGCCAGCAGCCCCCUUGAAGGGUCCCCAGGACACCACGCUGCUCUUCGAGUCCCGCUUUGAGAGCGGGAACCUCCAGAAGGUCAUCAAGGUGGGUCCCUACGAGUACGUGCUGACACUGCGGCCGGAUCUCUACACGGCCAAGCACACCCAGUGGUUCUACUUCCGUGUCCAAAACACCCGGCGGGAGCCACUCUACCGCUUCACCAUCGCCAAUAUGGCCAAGCCCAAGAGCCUCUACGGCCAGGGCCUGCGGCCACUGCUCUACUCCCAGCAGGAUGCCCAGAGCCAUGGCAUUGGCUGGCGCCGGGUUGGGACCGAUGUCCGCUACUACCGUGGCAGUGCGGGGGAGCCACUGGUGUUCCGGCUCAGCUGGACGGUGCGCUUCCCGCAUGAUGGCGACACGUGCUUCUUCGCCGCCUGCUACCCCUACACCUACUCAGACCUGCAGCGCUACCUGCGCGCGCUGGCGGCCGACCCGGCGCGCUCACGGUACUGUGCGGUGCAGGCGCUGUGCCGCAGCCUGGCCGGCAACACCGUGUACCUGCUGACCAUCACCGGCCCCGGCAGCAUGGCCGGCAAGCGGGUGGUGGUGGCAAGUGCCCGCGUGCACCCCGGCGAGAGCGGCAGCUCCUGGGCCAUGAGGGGAUUCCUCAAUUUCCUGCUGAGCGCCCAUGUGGACGCACGGCUCCUGCGCCGCCUCUUUGUCUUCAAGGUGGUGCCGAUGCUCAAUCCCGACGGGGUGGUGGUGGGCAACUCCCGCUGCUCCCUGGUGGGACGGGAUCCCAACAGAGCCUAUGGCACGGCGCUUCCUGGUUCCUUCCCUGGUGUGUGGCACCUGCGGGCCAUGGUCCAGAGGGUGCUGGUGGAGCGGGAGGUGGUGCUGUACUGUGACUUCCAUGGGCACAGCCGGAAGAACAAUGUCUUCAUGUAUGGCUGCGAUGCCGGCAGGGAUGGCUCCAGGACACGGCUGCGCCAGCGUGUGUUCCCCCUGAUGCUGAGCAAAAAUGCCCCCGACAAGUUCUCCUUUGCCAGCUGCAAGUUCCAGGUGCAGAAGAACAAAGAGGGGACAGGCCGGGUCUCCAUGUGGCGCCUGGGCGUCUCCCACAGUUACACCCUGGAAGUGGCUUUCAGUGGCUCCACGCUGGGUGGGAGGAGCUCCCACUUCAGUGUGGAGGACCUUGAGUCACUGGGCCGACUCCUCUGUGACACCCUGCUCGACUUCUGUGACCCCGCGCCUGCCAAGCUCCAGCAGUGCCUGGCGGAGGCGGAUGCACUGUUGCAGCGGCAGAUGGGCCGUGAGCCAGGAUCUGGAGGCAGCUGGAGCGAUGUGUCCCCCUCAGAGCUUGAGUCCAGCACCAGCGGCUCUGACAGCUCUGUGUCCGACGGGAUCCCAGAAGACUUCCACAGCCCUGACCGGCCCGUGGAGCCAUGCAGGAGGAAGUGGCUGCAGAGACGGAGAGCAAGGAAUGCCCUGCGCCGGACAAACCGGAGCCGCACCAGCAUCCCGGCUGGGACCCGCAGGCAUCUUCCUGGUGUCCAGAGUGGAGGUGGCAUAGCGGGAGAGAAGCCCAGAGCCAGCUCCAGUGUCACCUUUCCCAGGGCAGCUGGAGCAGGGAAUGGCCACCGUGCCAGUGUGGGAGAGGUGCCUGGAGCCGACUCUGUAGUGGCUCUUCCCAGGGCACCUGAAGCAGGGAAUGGCCACUGUGCCACCAUGGGAAGGCGUCAGCUGGACAGUGGCACAAGUGCUGGGACACACCACCAGCCACCAGUGCGCCCCUGCCACCGUGGUGCCACCAGUGACUACUCCCGGGAUCCAGCCAUGGGAGCGAUCCCGGGGCCAUCCUGGCAGCGGGGCGGGCACAGGCCCAGGGACAAGGCGCGUCCCCUCACUGUCCCUGCAGUGGCCUCACGCUGCUGCGCCUGCGCUCGGCAAUAAAGAUGCUGCCAACUCCGUG
This is a messenger RNA of Corvus hawaiiensis (hawaiian crow), 2470 nucleotides long. It is a transcript of the gene AGBL2, whose product is annotated as AGBL carboxypeptidase 2. NCBI's taxonomy places the organism in Eukaryota, Metazoa, Chordata, Aves, Passeriformes, Corvidae. Gene Ontology annotation, biological process: proteolysis. The record is from RefSeq and is a predicted model, not a curated record. The transcript has 13 exons. The coding region runs from base 94 to 2451 and encodes 785 amino acids. Gene Ontology annotation, molecular function: zinc ion binding; metallocarboxypeptidase activity.